This is a messenger RNA of Dibothriocephalus latus, 324 nucleotides long. Lineage: Eukaryota; Metazoa; Platyhelminthes; Cestoda; Diphyllobothriidea; Diphyllobothriidae. The record is from the annotation of a GenBank genome assembly.
AUGCCCCCAAUGGGAAUGCCUCAGGCUGGGAUGAUGAAUGGUCCAAUGGGCAUGCCGGGGAUGAUGCAGGCUGGAAUGAUGCAACCAAUGUCCCCACAGCAGGGUUAUAUGCCUUAUGGAAAUGCUAUGCCACAGAUGGGCAUGAACCCGCAAACAAUGCCAGGAAUGAUGCCAUAUCAGAAUGUAUUGCUACCUCCAACGUACAACGGCGUAACUGCUUACGCACAGCCGGCAACGAUGCCGGGCCAAAUGGCACCAACCCCCAUCUUCCAGUUUCAGUUUACUCCUGCUAAACAACAGCCACAGCAACAGGGUAGGAAAUAG